AUGUCGUUGUCGACGCCAGUCGUCUGCAUCGCCCUGUUGCUCCUUGCAUGGCUUGACCAAACAUGGGCGAUGCGGCCCGACCGCAUCGCGAGUCUGCGCAACGACACUGUCGAGAUGUUCUACCAUGGAUACGACAACUACAUGAAGUUGGCUUUCCCUGACGAUGAGCUCCGACCUGUCACAUGCGCCCCUCUGACCAGAGACAGCCUGAACCCCAACAACAUCGGUUUAAACGACGUCCUUGGGAACUAUUCCGUCACGCUCGUCGAUACUCUCUCGACUCUUGCGAUACUAGCUUCUGCGCCGCCUGAUGACAAGGGCACUGGGGCCAAGGCAUUGCGCGACUUCCAGAGCGGCGUUGCGGACUUGGUAGAACUAUACGGAGACGGGAGGUCGGGAUCUUCAGGCCAAGGCACCCGGGCCAGGGGCUUUGAUCUGGACAGUAAAAUCCAGGUCUUUGAAACGGUCAUUCGCGGAGUGGGAGGUCUGCUCAGCGCGCACUUGUUCGCCAUCGGGGAGCUGCCUAUCAACGGGUACAAACCAAGACCCUCGGUCGAAACGGACCCUGAGGACCCGUUGGAGCUGCCUCCAAUAUCCUGGCCCAACGGAUUCAAAUAUGAUGGGCAGCUUCUGCGCCUUGCCCUAGACCUCGCCCAGCGUCUAUUGCCGGCAUUUUACACCAACACAGGGAUGCCGUACCCACGUGUCAACCUACGCCAUGGCAUUCCAUUCUUUCCAAAUUCGCCUCUUUUCCACGACUUCUCAGGUACUUCAAGCUCCAACGCUCCAGGCUCUGCGGAUAUCACAGAGACGUGCAGCGCGGGAGCUGGAAGCCUGGUGCUGGAGUUCACCGUCUUGAGCAGGCUUACUGGCGAUACGCGCUUUGAGCAGGUCGCCAAACGCGCUUUUUGGGCUGUCUGGAAUCGAAGGAGUGACAUUGGUCUCAUAGGCGCAGGUGUCGAUGCCGAACAUGGCAACUGGAUCGGAGGUCAUGCUGUCAUCGGCGCCGGUGCCGACAGCUUUUUUGAGUAUGCCCUCAAAUCGCAUAUUUUACUUUCAGGCCACGAAAUACCCAACAUGACCACUCCAGAACGGCGCACUUCGGACAGCACCUGGCUUGAUCCUAAUGAGCUGUGGACUCCAUUGACCGAAGAACAGAACUCGCCCGCAGCAUUUUUGGACGCCUGGCAUCAUGCACAUGCUGCAAUCAAGCACCAUCAAUAUGACGAGACUGGCCAUCCCCACUACGUCAAUGUCAAUCUUCUCACUGGUUCGCAAGCGUCCCAAUGGAUAGACAGUCUCGGCGCAUACUACCCCGGCCUUCUGAUCUUGGCUGGAGAGCUGGAUGAAGCUAUCGAAACAAAUUUGCUUCAUGCUGCAUUGUGGACCAAGUAUGCCGCACUCCCCGAACGAUGGUCCUUCAAGGAAAAGCAUGUCGAAGGAGGCCUGGGAUGGUGGCCACUGCGACCAGAGUUCAUCGAAUCGACCUACCACCUUUACCGCGCUACCAAGGACACCUGGUACCUGUACGUUGGUGAAAUGGUCAUGCGUGAUAUCAACCGGCGCUGUCGAACCGAAUGCGGUUUUGCGGGCAUCCAGAACGUCAUCACAGGAGAGUUGACUGAUCGCAUGGAGAGCUUCUUCCUUGGCGAGACGACUAAGUAUUUGUACUUGCUCUACGACGAUAGCCAUCCCCUCAACUCAUUAGAUGCCGCUUAUGUCUUCACCACUGAGGGCCAUCCUCUGAUCAUACCGAAAAAGUCCAAGCAUCUCACGAGGACGAGACCUGUUCCUCCAGCCGCAACGAAGGAAAUCGCGCUGUUUUACUACAAUGAGGAAUUCAGGAACGUGUGUCCCAUGCCUCCAGAGACCUUGUCCCUCACUGGGUCUGGCAUUACUGCGCGAACAGACUUGUUUCACGCCUCCCGCAUGCUUGAUUUGCAUAUGAUGCCCAACAUGCACGCCGGCAUAGAAGCCGGAGACAAGCCUGGGACGUACAGAAUCAAGAACAAUCACACAUACUUUCCUUGGACAUUGCCACCGACCAUGCUAUCAGGGAACGGCACUUGUGCCAAAGUCUCCGAGCCGCCUGAAUAUCAUCUCGAGUUUGGCAUGGUCGGCCAGAACGGUGUCUUCGAUUCAAUCAUAGGCGCGCAAAACUUGGAUCGAAUUGACACAUAUCACAUCAGAGUCAACAGACUGGCGGGCUUGAAGCUUACGAUGCGCCUGGAAAUAGGCCCUGAAGGCGCACAAGAGCUCAGGGUGACCAAGGUAAAUGGGUUCGGUCUUGGACGGGAUGAGAAUAUUGUCUUCAAUCGGGCCUUACUUGCGGACAUAUCGGAUACAAAAUUCAAGCUCGUCAGAGACCUAACGACGGUCAAAAUACAUCAACUAUACCAUGUGGACAUCAGCGAGAAUAAUGACCGCAUAAAUGAUGUGUCUGCAGCGGAAGGCUCAACUGAGGAAGAUAUCGCCGGAAACGCCACCACUACAUAUGCAGAGGAUUACGCUACGCCGGAAGAGCAAUGUGCCCCGCCCGAUGAUGGUAUCUUGGAGGAGUACAACCCUUUCGACGCCGACCACCACGGCACAGACGAGAUCCCCCAAGCUCCUGAGACCCUGGCAACGAAUAUCAACAGCCUUCUCCGCAACCUCUGGCACCAAAUGCGCGACUCGUCGUCAUCAUCGUCGACGACAGGCCAGGCCCCGUCUUCGAAUGGAGUCCAAGUCCUCGACACACACGGACACCCGCUCAACAUCAUCUUGAACGCCACAGCCAUCACACCAAUCGGUGUUGGCGCUGCCCCCCUGCCCCCAACCGACAUCCCAGCAGGCGCCCACAUCCCAGCUUUCGGGCCCGUCCAACCGGCGGUGCUGCCAUGGACCACAAGCUACGCAGCCGGGCUCUCGUGCGAGGCAGUCAUGCCGGAGGAGGCGCCGCGGGACCACCAGCUCAUCAUCAUCCGGCGGGGCGGGUGCACGUUCAGCGAGAAGCUGGCCAACAUCCCUGCGUACAAGCCCUCGGCCACGUCGCUGCAGCUCGUGGUCAUCGUGUCGGACGACGAGGGGCAGGAGGAGGGCGGCGGCAUGGGCAUGACGCGACCGCUGCUGGCCGAGGAGCAGCGCACGCCCAGCGGUGUCCUGCGCCGGCAUCCCAUCCCCAUGGUGAUGAUCGGCGGCGGGGACGAGGCCUACCGCCGGCUGGCCGCGGGCGACAUCGUUCGGGCAGGCAUGAGCAGGAGGUACGGCGUUGAGAGCGAUGGGCGGAGGAUAUCUAAUGUUAUCAUUGACGACGGGGAGAUCAAGCGCCUGGGGUAG
Diaporthe amygdali is the source of this 3318-nucleotide messenger RNA. RefSeq lists its product as uncharacterized. Gene Ontology annotation, biological process: mannose trimming involved in glycoprotein ERAD pathway; endoplasmic reticulum mannose trimming; carbohydrate metabolic process. Gene Ontology annotation, molecular function: mannosyl-oligosaccharide 1,2-alpha-mannosidase activity; calcium ion binding. NCBI's taxonomy places the organism in Eukaryota, Fungi, Ascomycota, Sordariomycetes, Diaporthales, Diaporthaceae. The coding region runs from base 1 to 3318 and encodes 1105 amino acids. The record is from RefSeq and is a predicted model, not a curated record. Gene Ontology annotation, cellular component: endoplasmic reticulum; membrane. The transcript is spliced from 2 exons.